CAAGAGAAAUCAAAAACAGAAGCUCAGUGGCCAAGAAACUGGCCGGGUAAGGAGCUGAGAGAGAGAGAGAGAGAGGACUGCUCCUCAAGGAUGCGCCUGGUCCUGGUUAACGCAUUCUUGUGCUUUCUGGCAGUGGGAGCCGUGGACUCGGGAUUUCAAGCGGCGAGUGAGGAUGGUCUGGCAGAAUGUAGGAAGACCCAGAAAGGCUUGACUGCACUGGAAGUUCUGCCCGGAGGAGGAUGGGACAACUUGAGGAAUUUGGACCGGGGGAGAGUGAUGAACACCAGUUACUCGCAGUGUAAGACCACCGAGGACGGACUGUAUCUGAUCCCAGAUCAGGUGUAUGUGGUGCCCCUAAAGCAGACUAGCAUCGAGAUUGUGUCCGAGCUGAUUGAGAACUGGCGCCACUACAAAAGCUCCACCAGUGCCUCGGUCAACUUCGAGGUGUCCUUCCUCUCCUGUCUGAACGGCAAGUUCUCCGCCGAUAGCGAGAGGGUCAAAACCCAUCAAGUGCGCGACAGUUGCAUGACCACCAGGAUCCAGGUGAGAAACCUCAUGUACGAGGUCAAAGCCCAACCCAAUUUCCAGCUGGACCAGGGCUUCAAGGAGCAGCUGAUCCAGAUAGGCAACUACAUCGAGAACAACCAGACCAGAGCCGCCCGCUACUACACCGAGUUGCUGGUCCGUAACUACGGGACCCAUGUGUUGACCGGUGUCCACGCCGGUGCCAACCUGGUGCAGGAGGACCAGGUGCGAUCGAGCUUUGUGUCCGACGGCUGGAGCCGUAAGUCCACCAUCACCUCCUCGGCCGGUGCCACCUUCUUCCACGUUGUCAACGUGGGGCUUGGUGGCCAAGCCGAAUCCCUGGACCAGUUCACCAGGCAGUACUUGGGGAACAGGUCCCACUCCAGGGUGGAGAACAACGGUGGGAUCCCCUUCUACCCCGGGGUCACCCUGCAGAAGUGGCAGCAGGAGAUCACCAACCAGCUGGUGGCCAUCGACCGGUCGGGCCAGCCCUUGAAUUUCUUCGUCAGCCCGCAGAGCCUCCCGGAGCUGCCGGCGCCCACGGCCAAGAAGCUGAGCCGGGCCAUCGAGAGCGCCAUCAGCCUCUACUACACGGUCAACACCCACCCGGGCUGCCUGGACCGCCGCUCGCCCAACUUCAGCUUCAGGGCCAACGUGGAUGACGGCUCCUGCGAGGACGUGGGCACCAACUUCACCUUCGGCGGGGUUUACCAGGAGUGCCAGGAGCUUUCCGGGGCGGAUGCCCAGCCCCUGUGCCGGAACCUGGCGCAGAGGAACCCGCUGACCGGGUCCUUCGGCUGCCCCCCCGGGUACACGGCCGCCCAGCUGCACUCGGGGGUCACGGAGGAAGCCUACAGCCAGUACGAGUGCCACCAGCAGUGCCACCCGUGCUGGCUUUUCGCCACUUGCUGCAAGGACGUGUGCGGCGACGCCUACCACGUGCGCCGGGCCCGCUUCACCGCGUCCUGGUGCGCGGCCCGCGGCCCGGUCGGCCCCUCCUCGGGCUACCUCUUCGGCGGCCUCUACAGCGCGGGCGCCGGCAACCCGCUGACCCAGAGCCGCACCUGCCCGCCGGCCUUCUACCCGCUGGGCCUCCUGCGGGACCUGAGGGUCUGCGUGAGCGACGACGAGGAGCUGGGCUUCCGCUACUCCGCCCCCUUCGGCGGCUUCUUCAGCUGCGAGGCCGGCAACCCGCUGGCCGGCCCGCCGCAGAGCGAGCCCGGGCCCGGGCCCGGCCCCGGACCGGACCCCAAGCGGUGCCCCAAGGGUUACAGCCAGCACCGGGCCGCCAUCAGCGACGGCUGUCAGGUCCUGUACUGCGUGAAAUCCGGCGCCUUCGGCGGGAUGGACCUGCCCCGCGUCAACCUGCCCCCCUUCUCCCGGCUCCCCCUCCUCACUGCCGGCUCCACCAACACCGUGGUCGUCCUGUCCGAGUACCAGCAGCCCUGGCUCAAGGACAGCAACACCGAAGUGUGGAGGACGGCCCGCGAAUCGGACGUUCGGGGGCUGCUCCACCAGGGCCCGUCCGGCGGGGCCGCGGCCGCCAUCGCCGUCUCCGUGGCCGUGGCCGUGGCGGCCCUGCCUGCCCUCGCUUACUACGGCAGGAAGCGCUGGAGGAACCGCGGUUACCAAGCCCUGGACAGGUCCUCCGCCGCUUCCAACUCCGAGACUGCAGAAGGCCAGGACACAGCGGUUCUGUGUCCUCGAGCCCAGGAUGCUGAAGUCUGAUCAGAAAAUACAUUCCCGUUGGGUGGGGAAGUGGGGCUGAAUACUUGGCUACAACUCAUCCAAGCAGAGCAGAGGCGAAAGUGCAGACAGACACUCCGAUAUUCAGUCAUGUGUUACGUGGAUCAAAUGAAACACAUCACUCGGGGAG
Carcharodon carcharias (great white shark) is the source of this 2401-nucleotide messenger RNA. Its product is annotated as macrophage-expressed gene 1 protein-like. The record is from RefSeq and is a predicted model, not a curated record. Gene Ontology annotation, biological process: defense response to bacterium. Bases 91 to 2253 code for a protein of 720 amino acids. The transcript has a single exon. Lineage: Eukaryota; Metazoa; Chordata; Chondrichthyes; Lamniformes; Lamnidae.